AUGUCUGUGGCGAAAAAGAAACUCCACGAUACCGCGGGUAACACCGCAAAGUUUUUACUGACGAAACAAACCGAGCAUUUUGCGGACAGCCAUCGCGUGAAAAUCGUAAUCGUCGGCAGCGGUUACACCGGCGUUGCUGUCGGGAUUGCCGUUCUGUUCAAGCGCCUCGCGUCCGAGCUGGUGUUCAUAGACCUAAACGAAGACUUAGCGAAAGCAGAAGCGGAAGACAUCAGCCACGCUGCUGCGUUCCUCGGUAAUCCAAGGAUUACUGGCACGAAAGAUUAUUCCAUGGCGAGGGACGCGACGGUGUGCGUAUUCACAAUAGGCGAUAAAAACACCAACGAGCCCGAAGAAGCCUCGCCGCUGGAGCGAAAUUUCGAAAUCUUCAAGGAGAUUAUACCGAACGUUUGCAAGUUCGCGCCGAACAGUGUGCUGUUGAUCGUGACUACGCCCGUGGAUAUAUUGUCGUACGCGGCGAUGAAGCUUUCAGGUUUCCCUCCGCAACGAGUGAUCGGCUUGGGGACAUUUUUGGACAGCUGCAGGCUUCAGUACUUCAUCGCGCAGAAGCUUGGAAUUUCGGCGAGCGCGGUACAAGCCUCGGUCAUUUGUGAAAAUGGACCAACGUCUGUGCCAGUUUGGUCCGCGGUGUCGGUAAUGGGGAUUAAGCUGAAGGACAUCAACAAUGACAUCGGCAGCGCAGCGGAUCCUGAAUCUUGGGGGGAUCUUCAUGCCAAAGUUAUCGAUUCCGACAGCGAUCUUAUCGCCAGGAAGGGUUAUCGCAGUUGGGGCAUUGGCGUCUGCGCCGCCGAAGUCGUGGACGCGGUUGUUCGGAACACGUGUAUUUCCAUUACUGUGUCCGCUUAUCUGAAGGGUUGUCGGCACGGUUUAGAAAAGGACGUGUACAUGUCCUUGCCCUGCAUAGUAGGUAGAAACGGUAUACAAUCGUUUCUACGUCAUCCCUACACGGCCGAGGAACAGGAACUCACGGAGACAUCUUGUCGGGCGAUCUACGAGGCGCAGAGGCCGAUCCUCCAAGCCCUACAAUAA
Messenger RNA from Nomia melanderi (Alkali bee), 1047 nucleotides. RefSeq names its product L-lactate dehydrogenase A-like 6A. Gene Ontology annotation, biological process: pyruvate metabolic process; lactate metabolic process. Lineage: Eukaryota; Metazoa; Arthropoda; Insecta; Hymenoptera; Halictidae. The record is from RefSeq and is a predicted model, not a curated record. Gene Ontology annotation, molecular function: L-lactate dehydrogenase (NAD+) activity.